Molecule: messenger RNA, 796 nt
Organism: Cucumis sativus (cucumber)
Lineage: Eukaryota; Viridiplantae; Streptophyta; Magnoliopsida; Cucurbitales; Cucurbitaceae
Exons: 2
Coding region: 69-557 (162 amino acids)
Source: RefSeq, a predicted model, not a curated record
AUUUUCUUCAAAACUCAUGUAUUCUCAUUCAACUCUCUAUCCCUAUUAUUCCUCUUUCACGUAAACUAAUGGCACGUUCAUACGAAAAGCCUGCCUAUUCCUCCAUCGACGACAAUGAGAAGCAUCGAGAAUUCGACCGUGACAUCCGAGAAAUGGUUUCCACCCUCACCAGUCGCUUGGGAUUGCUUCGAAAAGGAGGUUCCGCCCAAAGCCAUGAACUUGUUGACGACCAAGGCUCAAGCAUCAUCACACUUGCGGGAACCAACACAGGAGCCACCAUGCGAGCAGAACUGAAUGGGAAAACGACGAAGCUUGAUCAGGACACAGGUGUGGACGAGAAUGAGUCCCUCACCUCCUACAUUAACAGCAACUUCCAAGCCAUUAACAACUCCAUCAUGUUUGGAGGAAGCUACACAGGGAAUGACCCUGGAGUUCACAUGGAGUAUACCUCUGAUCUCCAUGAAGAAGGCCAUAAGGCUGAGAAAGGAGGGGCUAAAGGCAAGAAAGUUGGGAAAGAUAAUGCUGAGUCAGGUGGCUCAUGGUUUUCAAAGGAAUGAUAUAUAUAUAUUUUUUUUGAGAAGUAAUCAUAUUAUAUAUAAAUAUAUUUAUAUAUGUCAAUGUUUUAUUAUAUGAUCCAUAAAAUAUAAUGUCAUAUAAAGUACUAAAGAAUAUUGAAGAGGUUUCUACCAUGAGUUUUUCCAAUUCUUGAAGCUUAAUAAACGGAUGUAUUGUGUUUAAAAACAUGUAUUGUUCUUUCUUUAGACCUUAUAUUAAUUCUUUGCAACGUUGUUGAUCA